This is a messenger RNA of Alnus glutinosa, 1736 nucleotides long. Its product is annotated as BOI-related E3 ubiquitin-protein ligase 1-like. The record is from RefSeq and is a predicted model, not a curated record. The transcript has 2 exons. Gene Ontology annotation, molecular function: ubiquitin-protein transferase activity. Lineage: Eukaryota; Viridiplantae; Streptophyta; Magnoliopsida; Fagales; Betulaceae. Bases 726 to 1520 code for a protein of 264 amino acids.
CCUUUCCCAAUGACUAAACUGACAAUUUCUCCAAUCUCUGAAUCCCUCCAUAACGUCUGACCCUUUCACGUCUGAAUUGAGUGAAUUUCUCUUUCACCAACACAUCUCUCGCUCUCUCUCUCUCUCUCUCUUUCUCUGAUGAAGAUCUCUGACCCGAGAGUUCUGUGACUCCCUGUCACACAAUCUGCAUGUGUACGUCGUCGUUUGCGCGCCACCCUUCUAUCUCUCUCUCAUAAAUGCAACUUAUUGGUUGUGAAGCCUUUUGGGAUUUCACAACAGAAGAGUGACUACCUCUCUUUCUCUCUCUCUAUUCUAAUUUUCUGUUUCCGUUUUUUAGUUCCUUAAUUACGUUGAUGAAAUCAAAUUAUAUCGAUAAAAACCUCCACUAAUUGAUUAUAAUUACAUGUCAUUUAUAUAUUUGUCGGUUUUCCCACUAUAUAUAUAAACCACCCAUGCACGGAUUUCUUUCAUAAUGGUUUCCCUUUCAGUUAAACCAGCAACAAAGAUGGCAAAGGUUAUGCCAAAUAAAGAGAAAGAGUUUAGAGGGAGAGAGAAAAGGUCAUGCUUCUUUUCUGAUAUAACAAGAACAUGAUUAUGAACCCUCUUCCUUUAAACCUACCCCAUUUCGUUUCACUUCUCCUCUCUCAUUAAUGUAUUGCCCAUGUAAUAUGUGAAGGGAAAAGCGUACGUUUUAAUUUGUUUGUCUAUGUUCUUGAUUUCUGGCAAUGGUUAAGAUGGCUGUUCAGGCACAGUUUUACCCAGAAAAUAUGGAUUUUCCCUUGUGUGGCCUACAGGAUCCUGCUUUUGGGUUUGUUGAUGAUCUUCGGUUUAGCCUUCAAUAUCCCCAACAAACUCACUUUCAUCUUCAGCGGAGCGCUCAAAAGUUUGGCGUUGAUUGCAACGAAGGGGUUUCAUCCUCUUCGAGUUGCAAUAGCUUCCCUCCAAUGGCCUUUUUUCAAUCUUUGGAUGCUCAGUUUGAAUUGCAGAGCCAGGAGAUAGACCGCAUUCUUCAAAUACAGAAUGAAAGGUUGAGACUAGUUUUGCAAGAGCAGAGGAAGCAAGACCUUGCAGUCCUCUUGAGUAAUGUUGAAUCGAAAACGACGAGUUUAAUUAGGCGAAAAGAAGAAGACCUGGCACAAGCAACAAUGAGAACAAUGGAGCUCCAAGAAUGCUUGAAGAAAGCAGAGAUGGAAAGCGAAACAUGGCAAAGAAUAGCCAGAGCAAAUGAAGCGAUGGUAACAGAUCUAAAUAACACGCUUGAACAGGUGAGAGAGAGACUGGUUUUGGUCAGCAAUACAGCCGAAGAUGCGGCAUCGUUUUGUGGCUCAUGUGAUCAGCAAGAAGCGGUGAAAAGAAGUAGCAGAAAGAUUACUUGUAAAAGGUGUUACUCUCGGAGCUCGUGUGUUCUUUUUCUACCCUGUAGACACCUCUGUUCGUGCAAGAAUUGUGAAGCUUUUCUCGGUUCUUGUCCUGUAUGUAACGCUGUAAAGGAAGGUAGCAUAGAGGUUUUCUUGGUCUAACGAGGAAGGAAAAGCAAAGAAGGUGAAGGAAAAGUUUUUGAGAAGUACACACCUGUACUGUCAUUAUGGUGUGUUUUUUUGUUUUCUUUUGCUUUUUCUGGGGUCGGUGGAAUUGGGAUUUUUUUUUUUUUUUUUUUUUUUUUUUUCCUUCUUGCAAGUGCAACGGUCGUGAAAAUGAUGAUGAUGGUGGUGGUAUAGUAAAGAAUCUUUUUUAUC